Messenger RNA from Poecilia reticulata (guppy), 1948 nucleotides. Its product is annotated as interferon-induced GTP-binding protein Mx-like. Gene Ontology annotation, biological process: defense response to virus; receptor internalization; synaptic vesicle budding from presynaptic endocytic zone membrane. The record is from RefSeq and is a predicted model, not a curated record. Lineage: Eukaryota; Metazoa; Chordata; Actinopteri; Cyprinodontiformes; Poeciliidae. Gene Ontology annotation, molecular function: microtubule binding; GTPase activity; GTP binding. Gene Ontology annotation, cellular component: nucleus; cytoplasm; microtubule.
GGUUCGGACAAGAAACUCACAGCACAACUUUGUAUCACUGUCUUUUGGGUUGCAUUUAACUUAUUGCACAGAAGGCAAAUCAGAAACGAUGGCUACAUUGAACCAACAGUACGAGAAGAAGGUGCGACCCUAUAUCGACCUGAUCGACUCCCUCCGCUCUCUGGGAGUGGAGAAGGACCUGAAUCUGCCUGCCAUAGCCGUGAUAGGGGACCAGAGCUCUGGGAAGACCUCAGUGCUGGAGGCGCUGUCCGGAGUGGUUCUGCCAAGAGGAAGCGGCAUAAUCACAAGAUGUCCUCUCGAGCUGAAGAUGAAGAGAAGGAAAGAAGGCCAGGAUUGGUAUGGAAAGAUUAGUUACCAAGAAUUUGAGGAGGAGCUAAAUGAUCCUGCAAUUGUGGAGAAAAUAAUCAGAGAAGCACAGGAUGAAAUGGCCGGAGUCGGCGUGGGGAUUUGCGAUGACCUCAUCACUCUGGAAAUUGCUUCCCCUGAUGUACCGGACCUGACUCUCAUCGACCUUCCUGGCAUCGCCAGGGUGGCUGUAAAGGGACAACCAGAGAACAUCACUGAUCAGAUAAAGCGACUCAUCGACAAGUUUAUUAGAAAACAAGAAACCAUCAUUCUGGUGGUGGUUCCAUCCAAUGUGGACAUCGCGACCACAGAGGCUUUAAAGAUGGCUCAACAGGUUGAUCCUGACGGAGAGAGAACUCUGGGUAUUUUGACCAAACCUGACUUGGUGGACAAAGGCACAGAAGAGACGGUGGUGGAAAUAGUCAACAACAAACUCAUCCAGCUGAAGAAAGGCUACAUGAUCGUCAAAUGCAGAGGCCAGAAGGAGAUCACAGAGAAGGUGUCUCUGACUGAAGCCAUUGAGAGAGAGAAAGACUUCUUUAAAAAUCACCCCUAUUUCCACACUUUGUAUAACAAAGAACUUGCAACCAUUCCCAUUCUGGCAAAGAACCUUACUAUUGAGCUGGUGCAUCACAUCGAGAAAUCUCUCCCAGGACUGGAAGAGCAGAUAGACGAAAAGCUGAAGCAGACUCAGAUGGAGCUCGACCGGUACGGUGAUAAACUCCCAUCUGAUUCUGCAGAGAGACUUGUCUUCCUGACUGAGAAAGUCACAGCGUUCAUCCAGGAUGUCAUCAGUCUGACUACAGGAGAUCUGGAGCUGAAGACUGGUGAGAAACUCAAUGUCUUCCCUGUGUUUAGAAGAGAGUUUGGGAAAUGGAAGGCCCACUUGGACAACUCUGAAAAAAACUUUAACAGAAAGCUUGAAAGAAAGGUGAAGGAAUAUGAGGAGAAGUACCGUGGAAGAAAACUACCAGACUUCAACGAUGACUUUGAGGUGAUGGUGAAGGAGCAGAUCAGACAGCUGGAAGAACCAGCCAUCUGGAAGCUUAAGGAUGUCAAAGAUGCUAUCAACAAAACCUUCUUUCAGCUGGCCCACGACAGCUUCUCAAGAUUCUCCAAUCUUCUGAGCACAACCACGCUAAAGAUACAGAACAUUAUGGAGAAAAAUAAAUCUUCUGCUGAACUGAUGCUGAGGACCCAGUUCAAGAUGGAAGUCAUGGUUUACUCCCAGGAUAAGACCUACAGCAACAGUCUGAGUGAGAGCAAGAAGGAGGAAGAGGGGAACGACAAAGACUCCCUUUCAGGAAAGAGCAUCACACACUCCAGGGAUAACCAUGCAAGACUUCAAGAGCUGAUGGAGCAUUUUAAAUCAUGCUACAAAAUUGCGGGAAUGCGUCUGGCUGACCAGAUCCCCAUGGUGAUCCACUAUGAGAUGCUACAACAGUCUGCUAUGCAGCUGCAGAAGGAAAUGCUGCAAAUACUUGAGAAGAAAAAAGUGGACUCCCUACUGAUGGAGAAGAAUGGCAUCAGCAACAAGAGGGAUGCGCUGCAGAAGCACAUGAAGUGCCUCAUGCAGGUCCAUAUCUACCUGAUGGAAAUCUAG